Lethenteron reissneri (Far Eastern brook lamprey) is the source of this 2325-nucleotide messenger RNA. Its product is annotated as oocyte zinc finger protein XlCOF6-like. Gene Ontology annotation, biological process: regulation of DNA-templated transcription. NCBI's taxonomy places the organism in Eukaryota, Metazoa, Chordata, Hyperoartia, Petromyzontiformes, Petromyzontidae. Gene Ontology annotation, molecular function: DNA-binding transcription factor activity, RNA polymerase II-specific; RNA polymerase II cis-regulatory region sequence-specific DNA binding. The record is from RefSeq and is a predicted model, not a curated record.
AUGGAGGGCAUGGCGAACAGAACACACACGGGCGAGAAGCCGUUCAUGUGCCCUGUGUGUGGGAAGACAUUUGCACAUUCAUCACAUCUUCAGAGUCUACAGAGAACACACACGGGCGAGAAGCCGUUCCUGUGCCCUGUGUGUGGGAAGACAUUUGCACAGUCAUCACAUCUUCAGAGUCACCAGAGAAUACACACCGGCGAGAAGCCAUUCCUGUGCCCUGUGUGUGGAAAGGCAUUUGCACACUCGUCAACUUGUCAAGACCAUCAGAGAACACAUACGGGCAAGAAGCCAUUCCUGUGCUCUGUGUGUAGGAAGACAUUUGCAAAGUCAUCACAUCUUCAAAGUCACCAGAGAACACACACGGGCGAGAAGCCAUUCUUGUGCCCUGUGUGUGGGGAGGCAUUUGCACACUCAUCAAACAUGAACAGGCAUCAGAAGAAGCCAUUCAAUUGCUCUGUGUGUGGGAAGGCAUUUGCACAAUCGUCAACUCUUCAAACUCAUCAGAGAACGCACACGGGCGAGAAGCCAUUCCUGUGUCCUGUGUGUGGGAAGGCAUUUGCACGGUCAUCAACUCUUCAAACUCAUCAGAGAAUGCACACGGGCGAGAAGCCAUUCCUGUGCCCUGUGUGUGGGAAGGCAUUUGCAGACUCAUCAACUCUUCAUAGUCAUCAGAGAACACACACGGGCGAGAAGCCAUUCCUGUGCCCUGUGUGUGGGAAGGCAUUUGCAGACUCAUCAACUCUUAAUAGUCAUCAGAGAACACACACGGGCGAGAAGCCAUUCCUGUGCCCUGUGUGUGGGAAGACAUUUGCAAAGUCAUCAAAUCUUCAUAGUCAUCAGAGAACACACACGGGCGAGAAGCCAUUCCUGUGCCCUGUGUGUGGGAAGGCAUUUGCAGACUCAUCAACUCUUCAUAGUCAUCAGAGAACACACACGGGCGAGAAGCCAUUCCUGUGCCCGGUGUGUGGGAAGACAUUUUCCAAGUCAUCAAAUCUUCAUAGUCAUCAGAGAACACACACGGGCGAGAAGCCAUUCCUGUGCCCUGUGUGUGGGAAGACAUUUGCAGACUCAUCAACCAGGAACAGGCAUCAGAAGCCCCACGCACACGGAGACAAGAAGCCAUUCAAUUGCUCUGUGUGUGGGAAGGCAUUUGCACAAUCGUCAACUCUUCAAACUCAUCAGAGAACGCACACGGGCGAGAAGCCAUUCCUGUGUCCUGUGUGUGGGAAGGCAUUUGCACGGUCAUCAACUCUUCAAACUCAUCAGAGAAUGCACACGGGCGAGAAGCCAUUCCUGUGCCCUGUGUGUGGGAAGGCAUUUGCAGACUCAUCAACUCUUCAUAGUCAUCAGAGAACACACACGGGCGAGAAGCCAUUCCUGUGCCCUGUGUGUGGGAAGGCAUUUGCAGACUCAUCAACUCUUAAUAGUCAUCAGAGAACACACACGGGCGAGAAGCCAUUCCUGUGCCCUGUGUGUGGGAAGACAUUUGCAAAGUCAUCAAAUCUUCAUAGUCAUCAGAGAACACACACGGGCGAGAAGCCAUUCCUGUGCCCUGUGUGUGGGAAGGCAUUUGCAGACUCAUCAACUCUUCAUAGUCAUCAGAGAACACACACGGGCGAGAAGCCAUUCCUGUGCCCGGUGUGUGGGAAGACAUUUUCCAAGUCAUCAAAUCUUCAUAGUCAUCAGAGAACACACACGGGCGAGAAGCCAUUCCUGUGCCCUGUGUGUGGGAAGACAUUUGCAGACUCAUCAACCAGGAACAGGCAUCAGAAGCCCCACGUACACGGAGGCAAGAAGCCAUGCAAUUGCUCUGUGUGUGGGAAGACAUUUUCAUGGCCAUCACAUCUUCAGAGACACCAGAGAACACACACGGGCGAGAAGCCGUUCAUGUGCCCUGUGUGUGGGAAGACAUUUGCACAUUCAUCACAUCUUCAGAGUCACCAGAGAACACACACGGGCGAGAAGCCUUUCCUGUGCCCUGUGUGUGGGAAGACAUUUGCACAGUCAUCACAUCUUCAGAGUCACCAGAGAACACACACUGGCGAGAAGCCGUUUCUGUGCUCUGUGUGUGGGAAGACAUUUGCACACUCAUCACAUCUUCAGAGUCACCAGAGAACACACACCGGCGAGAAGCCAUUCCUGUGCCCUGUGUGUGGAAAGGCAUUUGCACACUCGUCAACUUGUCAAGACCAUCAGAGAACACAUACGGGCAAGAAGCCAUUCCUGUGCUCUGUGUGUAGGAAGACAUUUGCAAAGUCAUCACAUCUUCAAAGUCACCAGAGAACACACACGGGUGAGAAGCCAUUCUUGUGCUCUGUGUGU